AUGACUGGAUGGUACAACGAACUAUCUAAAGUACUUGAAACCCGACGUGUAGACGUCUGUGCAGUACAAGAAACACGGUGGAGCGGAAGCAAAUCGCACGAUAUUGUAUGCGGUUACAAGCUGAUGUAUAAGGGCACACGCGGAACAGAUAGUGGCGUUGGCAUUAUAGUAUUAUCCAAGUUUGACGGUAAUAUCUCUGAAGUGCAAAGAUAUGAUGGUCACCUGAUGAAGAUUGUGUACAUCACAGAUGGCAGAGAAAUCCACUUUUUCAGUGCUUACGCUCCACAAACUGGCCAAGCAACUUCCAUAAAGGACGCCUUUUGGGGGAUGCUUGAUGUAAAGACUGUUGAAGUGCCCCCAGAAGAUUAUAUCAUCAUCGCUGGUAAUCUGAAUGGGCACGUAGCGUGCAGAAAGGAAGAACAUACUACUCACGGUGGGCAUGGAUUCGGAGAAAAGAAUGACGACGGUCAGGGUAUCCUGGAUUUCUCAGAAGCUCAUAAGCUGGCAAUUGCGAACGCAUGGUUCUUUGCGUAUUACAGCGGCACUAACGCCAAGCAGAUCGACUAA
Molecule: messenger RNA, 567 nt
Organism: Schistocerca cancellata (South American locust)
Lineage: Eukaryota; Metazoa; Arthropoda; Insecta; Orthoptera; Acrididae
Exons: 1
Coding region: 1-567 (188 amino acids)
Biological process (GO): chromatin remodeling
Cellular component (GO): nucleus
Source: RefSeq, a predicted model, not a curated record